UGUCAUAUCGAAAUUGAUGUACGUCCCUUAAUUCGACGUGCUUUUGAUUGCAGGCGCUGAGUAAAAUCAGGAAAAUCCUCGAAAUGGCUUCGAAAAGCUUCAUAACUCCUUUUAUUCGUCAUGUUACGACUAGGGGUUACGCCCAGGCCGCGCCUGCCACCAAGAGGGACCCCAAGCUCACAUCGUGUGUUAUGCCCCACAAAACAUUUGUGGCUGCGUUCGACAAUGGUUCCCCUGUAACCAGGGUCACCGUAGCUUUCAAGGCUGGUUCACGCUAUGAACCUCAAAGCGAGCUUGGUAUUGCCCAUGUAAUCCGUUCAUCUGCUGGGCUCAGCACGAAACAUGCAAACAACUUCAUAAUGUCACGCAAACUGGCCCAAAUUGGUGCUUCAGUGACUGCCUCUGGUGAUCGUGAAUUUAUCUACUACACUCUUGAGACCACCCAGGACAAUAUGUCUGCUGCUCUGGAUGUUUUGAGCAACAUGAUUACCUGCCAAGAGUACAGGCCUUGGGAGCUGUCUGACAAUGAGCCUCGUCUCAAGUUUGAAAUUGCUGCUCUGCCACCCCAGGUCCGCGCUGUAGACUUGCUGCACAGGGCAGCUUAUCGCCGCAAUUUGGGCAACUCAUUGUUCAUUUCCCCCAAGAGGAUCGGCAAGAUUUCUUCGGAGUCUCUCCAGCACUACACCGGCACCAACAUGUCGCCAAGCCGUUGCGCCAUUGUUGUUGUAGGAGGCACCCAGGAAAAAGCCAACAUGAUCGCCCAGAACCUUACCAUACCAGCAUUGGACCCUACUCCAUCUGAAGCCUCCAAAUACAUUGGUGGUGAAUUGAGGAAAGAAAUGGGUGGAGAUUUGGCUCAUGUCGCCAUUGCAACUCAGGGUGCUGUUGCUGGCUCUGCACAGGGACUGGCCUUGGCCAUAGCUGCUAAAGCUCUUGGCAAUGGCCCAGUUACCAAGUGGGGAGCAGACAACUCACCUUUGGCUAAGGCUAUCGGCAACAUUGGGCCAUUCGCUGCUGCCGGCUUCAACGUCACUUACUCCGACAAUGGACUCUUUGGUGUUGUACUUUCCGUACCAAAGGAUGAAGCCAACGCCGCGGUCAAGGCUGUUGCUGGUUUGUUGAAGAACCCAAAACUGUCAAAUGAAGCCAUCCAGGCUGGUAAGAGCCAACUGAAGCUGCAGGUUCUGAGCGAAGCCGACGAGGGAUCAUCUCUCGCUGAAUCCAUUGCGGCCCAAGGCUUCUACACCGGCCAGGCUAAGUCGCCCGCUGACAUUGCUAAGGAAAUCGAUGCAGUCAGCACCAAUGACAUUGCCUCGGCUCUUUCCGGUGCUGCCAGGAACAAACUGUCCAUGGGAGCUGCAGGAAAUCUAGCAUUUUUACCAUACCUAGAUGAAUUAUAAAUAUCAUGGUAGACAUUAAAAUCAUUUUAUUUAAUAGGGCGAAAUAAUGUGAGAAAUUACCAGUAUAGUGACUAAUGAUGAUUAUAAUUUAUUGUUCAACCAAAAUAAACUAAACAUAACAUGUUUCUA
Messenger RNA from Trichoplusia ni (cabbage looper), 1529 nucleotides. RefSeq names its product cytochrome b-c1 complex subunit 2, mitochondrial-like (gene UQCR-C2). The record is from RefSeq and is a predicted model, not a curated record. Gene Ontology annotation, cellular component: mitochondrion. Gene Ontology annotation, molecular function: metal ion binding. Lineage: Eukaryota; Metazoa; Arthropoda; Insecta; Lepidoptera; Noctuidae. Bases 84 to 1400 code for a protein of 438 amino acids. The transcript is spliced from 10 exons.